AUGAACAAUGCGUUAAUCUGUAUUGUCACAAAUGAAGAAAUCAGAGAAGCAGUGUUUGCAAUUAAACCUUCAAGCGCUCCAGGUAUAGAUGGAAUGACAGGUUUCUUUUUUCAGAAAUACUGGGACAUCAUUGGUUAUGAGGUUAGUAAGGAAGUGAAAUGCUUUUUUGUGUCUGGAUCUUUUCCUUCUGAGUGGAACUACACCCUCUUAUGUCUUAUUCCCAAGAUUCCUCAAGCAAAGGAAAUGACUGAUCUUAGACCCAUAAGUCUUUGCUCGGUCUUCUACAAGAUCAUCUCAAAUAUCUUGGUAAAGCGACUUCAACCUUUCCUGGCUGAAAUUGUUUCUCCUACCCAAUCAGCUUUUGUCCCUGAGAGGUUGAUAUCAGACAAUGUUCUUAUUGCUCAUGAGGUUGUUCACGCUUUGAGGACGCAUCCAACAAUAUCAGAGGAGUUUAUGGCUAUUAAAUCUGAUAUGUCAAAAGCUUAUGAUAGAGUUGAAUGGUCUUAUGUGAGAAGUCUUUUAGCUGCUCUGGGGUUCCAUCAGCAAUGGAUUCAAUGGGUAAUGUUCUGUAUAACAUCAGUUUCCUACUCUGUUUUGAUCAGCGAUCAUCCUCAAAAGCGAAUUUAUCCAUCCAGAGGUCUGAGACAGGGUGAUCCACUAUCUCCGUCUCUGUUUGUUUUGUGCACAGAAUGUCUAACUCACUUGUUAAGUAAAGCAGAGCAAUCAGAAGAGAUUCAUGGGGUUUGCUUUUCUCCCUCAGGUCCUACCAUUCAUCAUCUUCUUUUCGCAGAUGACAGCCUUUUUCUAUGCAAGGCCUCUGAACCUGAAUCAAGAGCUCUACAAAACAUCUUAGGAGUUUAUGGAGAAGCUACAGGACAAGUUAUUAAUUUAACAAAGUCCUCAAUUACAUUCGGCUCUAAGGUGCAUCCUUCUGCUAAGGUUAAAAUUCAAGAAACCUUUGGGAUUUUUAAUGAAGGAGGAGCGGGUACCUAUCUGGGCUUGCCUGAAUGUUUUAGCGGUUCAAAAGCAGAUCUCCUUGGGUACAUUCAGGACCGUUUGAAAGCAAGGUUAACAGGUUGGUUUGCUCGUACCUUAUCUCAUGGUGGAAAAGAAAUUUUACUUAAAGCUGUAGCCCUUGCUCUGCCUGUCUAUGCGAUGUCAUGCUUUAAAUUGCCUAAAUCAACAAUUAAAAAACUGAGUAGAGCUAUGGCCGAUUUUUGGUGGAACUCGGUAGAUCAUAAACGAAAAAUCCAUUGGAUAAGUUGGGAGAAGAUGUGUUUAUUAAAGAAGCUUGGUGGGCUAGGUUUUAAGGAUAUUGAAAGAUUUAAUCAAGCUCUGUUAGCUAAACAAGCGUGGAGAUUAUUGCAGGCACCAGAUUGCCUUUUCUCAAGACUCUUUAAAAGUAGAUAUUUUGCUGAUUUUGAGUUCUUGUCUUCUGCGCUUGGUACCAGACCUUCUUUUGCUUGGAGAAGCAUUCUAUUUGGGAGAAAUUUGUUGCUGAAAGGGCUUAAGCGUAUGGUUGGUGAUGGUCAAUCCAUAAGAGUUUGGAUUGACCCAUGGAUUGAAGAUAAUAUCAUGAGAUGUCCUUGGAUGAAAAAUCCGAAUAUUGAUCUUAUGCCAGCGGUUCACUCUACUGAUUUCUGGUCCUGGAGAUUCAAUAAAAAUGGUGAUUUCUCUGUGAAAUCGGCAUAUUGGCUGGCUUGUCAGUUUAACAAGUCUGAUGCUCAACGUGAAGCUGAAAUUCAACCAUCUUUCAAUGGGAUCAAAGAAAAAAUCUGGUUUCUUCAAACUGCUCCUAAAGUUAAAACAUUUCUAUGGAGGGUUUUGUCUGAUGAUUUCCCUGUGGCCGAGAACCUUAUUACCCGUGGAGUGAAGAUUGAAACUUGCUGUAAUCUGUGUGGUUUUGAAGGUGAAACCUCUAAUCAUGUUCUCUUCACUUGUUCUUUAGCUCGUCAAAUUUGGGCGCUCUCAGGUUUUCCAUCACCUCAAAAUGGUUUUCACCAAGAAUCAAUCCAUGUCAAUGUGCAUUACCUUAUGUUGAUGAGUAAAAACAUUAGAGUUCCUCCUGAUAUACGGCGUAUUUUCCCCUGGGUUCUAUGGAGAUUGUGGAAAAAUAGAAAUAAGUUUCUAUAUGGAGGGAUAAAAUACAGGGCUAAUGAUACAAUUGAGAAAAUUUUGGAGGAGGUCAAUGUAUGGUUUUUAUCUCAGGAUGUGGAAACAGAGGUUGGAGAAAGGGAGAAGAUUAGAAAGAAAGGUGAUAAAACAAGAUGGCGGCUUCCUCCUUUCCCUUGGCUCAAGUGGGUUGUUCUGCUUCAUAGUAGGAGAUCUUUCUCUGCUAUUGAUAGUAUUAUGGAUGCGAAGAUGUGUUGCAUGUUGUGGUCCUUGGAGAGUAUGGUGUUCCAUAGAAUCAAUCAUGUAGUUUUUGCAGCAGAAGAGGCAGAUAUUUUGGGAAUCAUGUCAAGACCUAUGGCUUGGCCUUCCUACAAAGCUCAUUUCUGGGAGCUGAAUCAGUUCUUGGUAAGGUUUUCAAAUUGGAAAGUGGAAGUAGUGUCACGAGCAGCCAAUAGAGGAGCAUUUCUCAUUGCUCAAAGUGCUUUGGAGGAUCAUUUUCAUCAAUCAUAUGUUGCAAGUAGUCAUCCCUUUUGGCUCCAUGGUUUAUUUGAGAAUGAGAAAAGUUCAGCCUCUAUGUAA
This is a messenger RNA of Microthlaspi erraticum, 2691 nucleotides long. Lineage: Eukaryota; Viridiplantae; Streptophyta; Magnoliopsida; Brassicales; Brassicaceae. The record is from the annotation of a GenBank genome assembly.